GUGAAGAAGAUCCCCUUUCCAUUAAAACAAUCUUUAUUUACCUCGAAAAGUUGGAGACUACUUGAGUUGUAUUCCCGAAACGUAAGCCAAUCUUCAAAAACGUGAAACAUGUCCGAACACCAGAAAAUCCAUCCAGUGAGCGAUCCGGAAGCUCCACCACCUCCGACGCAUCCAACAGUUCCUCUUGUCUCACGUGGCUCCUCAAGAUCGGAACACGGUGACACAACCAAAGAAUCUGUGACGCAACCACCACAGUUGGAUUCUCCUCAAAGGAAGAAGAAAGGAAGGAGAAGCUGUUGGUGUAGGUGUGUGUGUUAUACGCUCCUCGUUCUCUUUCUCCUAAUUGUCGUCGUAGGAGCGGCCGUUGGUAUACUCUACCUUGUCUUUAGACCAAAGUUACCGGAUUACAAUAUCGACCGGUUACAGCUCACGCGGUCUAUACUCAAUAACCAAGAUUCGAGUUUGUCGACCGCGUUUAACGUCACCAUUACGGCCAAAAACCCCAACGAGAAGAUCGGAAUUUACUACGAAGACGGAAGCAAAAUUAGCGUCUUGUACAUGCAAACUAGACUUAGCAAUGGGUCGUUGCCGAAAUUUUACCAAGGACAUGAGAAUACGACCAUUAUAUUCGUAGAAAUGACUGGUUAUACUCAGAAUGCAACUAGUUUAAUGGCGACAUUGCUAGAGCAGCAACAGCUAACUGGAAGCAUACCGUUGCGGAUCAGAGUUACCCAACCGGUUCGGAUCAAGCUUGGGAAAUUAAAGCUGCCGGAAGUAAAAUUCUUUGUGAGGUGUGGUGUAUUCGUUGAUAGCUUGGCUGCUAACAGUGUUAUUAGGGUUAGGAACAGUAACUGCAAAUUCAGGUUUAAACUAUAAUUUCAUUUUUAAGUUUUUAUUAAUUCAAAAUUUGCAUUAAUAAUGAGGGGUUGAGGGUUCCGAGUCCCCCUCACCCGCUCUACGCCGAGUCUCCGUUAUCAUUAUUUGUUUUUUUUAAGAUACAUUCUGUUUCACACCAUGUGAAUAAUUAAUAAAAUAUCCAUUUUUAUCUCUUGUUGUUC
Molecule: messenger RNA, 1058 nt
Organism: Brassica oleracea var. oleracea
Lineage: Eukaryota; Viridiplantae; Streptophyta; Magnoliopsida; Brassicales; Brassicaceae
Product: protein YLS9
Exons: 2
Coding region: 109-876 (255 amino acids)
Cellular component (GO): plasma membrane
Source: RefSeq, a predicted model, not a curated record